GAGCAGCUGCCACGACCCGCGGUACGAGGCGCUGGCGGGGCGGUGCUGGGUGGAGGACCCCGCGGGCCGGGCCACGAUGCGGGCUGCCGCGCGGGAGAUCGAGCGGGUGGCGUGGGAGAACGCCCGCAGGGAGGCGCUGCGGCGCUGCCUCGACGGCGCGGCGCCGCUCGAGGAGCUGCGGAGGCAGGUGCUGCAGUCCCUGCUCGUACUGCAGGGCGGCGACGCCGUCCUCGACGAGGCCGCCGCCAGGCUCUUCGUGGAGCUGCGCAAGCGCGACCGCCAGACGGUCUCCAGGAACUGCGGGGUGCUGGUGAAGUGCUUGGAGCAGCUCGCGCGGAGCGAGACGGUGCAGCCGCUGAAAGCAGUCGUGGACGACUACGGUCUGCCCUUGGUCGGGUUUGUGCUCGACCUCACGUUCUCCUUCGGCUUUGCCCACGCCCUCUCCUUGCUCGUGAAGCGCGCGGUGGAGGGGGCCGACAUGAAGCUGAUGCUGAUGUCCUGGAGCGUCUCCCGGAUGCUGCGCGAGCCCGCGCCGCACCAGCAGCCUGAGAGGGCCACUGGGAGCGACCCCGAACCACCCGCAGGGCCCGGCGCACCGCUGCACGCUGCCGUGCCGUCAGAGAUGCAGAGACCCAGCGCCGCCCCGGCUGCGCCGCCGCUGCAGCCCCGUGCGGGCACCGGAGGGCAGCCCUCGGUGGGUCCGCCGCCGCCGCCGCCGCCUGCGGGCAACGGCUCGGCCGACGCGCCGCGGGAUGCCCCCGUGGCCGAGGCGUCCCGCAAGCGGCGCGCGGCGGACGAGGCCGCCCCAGCCACGGGCAGCGACACCGCGCCCGCGCAGAGGCCGUCCAAGCGGAGGCGCAUGGGCCAGGCGUCGGUGCUGUGCAUGCGAGAGCUCUUCCGCGCAGUGAUCCGGGACGGGGACAUCUCGGACGCCGAGCGCAUCGGGCUGCAGAAUGCGGCGGUGCUGCUGAGCCAGGUCCACGGGGAGACGUGGGUGCACUUCCCAGACGCCCAGGGCGAGCUGGUUGAGAUUGCUGGCUCGAGACGGCAGCUUCAGAAGCUAAAGGAGUUCCUGCAAAAGGUGGCAAAGGAGUUGCAGGUCGUCGAGACCACCUUGGAGGCGGAGGCACACGAGAGCGGCGACUGUAUGCAGUUGGUCGCGGUGCCGUGGGCGGGUGACAUCACAGCGCGCGAGCUGCAAGAUUGUUGCGAGCCCGAGGUGCCGCUGGAGUACUCUGGGCAGAACGGCUGGCUGUACAACAUAUUAUCGCUGUUGCCAUCCAAGUACAUGAUCAAGGCACGCGCGCAUGAGCUCGUAAACCACUACUAUGUCCAGACCGUCUCGCUGAAGGCAGAGGGGGCGCAGCCGCGACGGUCCUUGAUACAAAAGUUGAGCGAAUCUAGCCCGUUUGUAGCCCAGGCUGCAUCAGCUGCCCAUGGCGUUUGUGCAAACUUGUUGAGGCCCAUACUAUCUCGCGUCUGCAUUUUCUUCCUGAAAGUCUGGAGUGCUUUGGGCGUCUUUUGUUUGAUGCCAGCUCGUCACGGAAUGGCCUAUGUUGGCAAAUUGUUUGUACUCGCCGCCAGUUCCUUCUUGUGCGCCGUGGGCCUGGUGAGCAAGAGGCUUAGCAGCGGCCAGGACCACGUCUGGCCAGCCAUACAAUUUUUCUGCGUUGCCUUCCUACAUGAACACGUUAUGCGUUUGUUGAAUUUCAUUGUGUUGAUGGCCCGUUUUCGAGUGCUCUUAUGUCUGGCACAUUGUUACCCAGCCUACUUUGGCAAAGUUCUCGUUCCGUUUGUGUUUGUGGCGGAGAAGCUGUUGAAGUGGAAGGAGGACCAUUGGUUGUUUGGUUGCGCUUGCGCGCGGAACAUGAGCAUUCUAUCAUACGUGCCAGUGUUCGCCACGGACCUCUUGGUCUCGUCCCUCCUGACUGCAGUGCACCUGCUCGGCUUCGUGCCACUCUUGAGCCUCGCCUGCGAGCCGCUGAAGAGCGCCGUGGACGGCUACGCCCGACCCCUGGUCAUGUUCGUGCUCGACCUCACGCUCUCCUUCGGCAUCGCCGAGGGGCUGGCCCUCCUGGUGAAGAGUGCGGCGCGGGGGGCCAACCCGAGGCUGAUGCUCAUGUCCUGGAAACUCUCCAGGAGGCUGCGCGACGGGGCGCCGCGGCACCCCGACCCCGCUCGAGGGGAGGCCGCCGCGCGCUCGCCCGGGGCCGCCCCCGCCCUGCCCCGGGCCGCCCCCGCGGGGCCCGGGCCGGGCGCGAGCCCGGGCGAGCCGGUGCCGGAGUGGCGCGAGGACGGGGCCUUCAGCCUGUUCGACUGACGGCGGGGCGGCGGGGGCAGCAGGCGGGGCGUGGGAGCAGCGCCCCCUCUCCGGCCCCGGAGAUAUCCUGGCGCCCGGCCAGCCCUGGCGCCUGGUGAACCUGCGCGCGGGGAGGGAGCCGAAUGCCCACGUCCCCGAUCCCCCGGUGGGGGAUCCAGCCCCCCUCACCGAGGCGGAAUGGGAGAAUGGCAGGCGCGGCGCGGGUGGGCGGGCCGCCGCGCGGGGGCUGGGGGUGCCGACAUAGUGUAGCUAUGCCGGCGUGCAGGCGGCUCUGUCACACCGUGACCUGCCGUCGCUAACCUGCGCCGAGCCACUUUCUUUUCCGAGCCGGCCGGUUUCGCUUCUUCUCGAGCCCCGGGGCCGAC
Molecule: messenger RNA, 2685 nt
Organism: Prorocentrum cordatum
Lineage: Eukaryota; Dinophyceae; Prorocentrales; Prorocentraceae
Source: the annotation of a GenBank genome assembly